Messenger RNA from Tyto alba (common barn owl), 5697 nucleotides. It is a transcript of the gene CDC123, whose product is annotated as cell division cycle 123. The record is from RefSeq and is a predicted model, not a curated record. NCBI's taxonomy places the organism in Eukaryota, Metazoa, Chordata, Aves, Strigiformes, Tytonidae. The transcript has 13 exons. The coding region runs from base 100 to 1107 and encodes 335 amino acids. Gene Ontology annotation, cellular component: cytoplasm.
CGGGCCGGGUGGCGCCGAGAGCGACGGGGCGGUGGGGUGGGAGGUUCCGGGCGGAGCGGGAGCUUCCGGGAGCACAGUCGGGCCGGGUCCGGGUUGAGGAUGAAGAAGGAGCAGGUGGUGCAUUGCCAGUUCUCCGUGUGGUACCCGCUGUUCCGCGCUGUCACCAUCCGCAGUGUUAUACUUCCCCUACCAGAGAAUGUGAAAGAAUAUUUGCUGGAUGAUGGAACACUUGUGGUUUCUGGAAGAGAAGAUCCACCAAGUCAUGCUCAGGAGGGGAGCGAUGAUGCAGAGGAAAUACAGUGGUCGGAUGAUGAGAAUACUACAACACUUAAGGCACCAGAAUUUCCUGAGUUCACAGCUAAAGUUCAAGAAGCAAUAAGUUCCUUGGGUGGCAGUGUUUUUCCUAAACUUAACUGGAGUGCUCCAAGGGAUGCCUACUGGAUAGCAAUGAACAGCUCUCUGAAAUGUAAAGCUCUCAGUGAUAUCUUCCUCCUCUUCAAGAGUUCAGACUUCAUUACUCGUGACCUCACUCAGCCAUUUAUCCACUGUACUGAUGAUUCCCCUGAUCCUUCCUUGGACUAUGAGCUUGUUCUUCGCAAAUGGUGUGAACUAAUCCCUGGUGCAGAAUUCAGAUGCUUUGUCAAGGAAAACAAACUUAUAGGUAUAUCACAGAGGGACUACACUCAAUAUUAUGAUCAUAUCUCCAAGCAGCAUGAGGAGAUCUGUAGAUCAAUACAGGAGUUUUUCAAGAAACACAUACAGUAUAAAUUCCUGGAUGAAGACUUUGUUUUUGAUGUGUACAGAGACAGCAGGGGUAAGACUUGGUUAAUAGAUUUUAACCCAUUUGGUGAAGUAACGGACUCCCUGCUGUUUACGUGGGAAGAACUGACCUCUGGGAAAAACUUGAAAGGAGACCAGAGUGAAGGGGAAGCAACAGAACAGGACUAUCCAGUUUUUCGUUGUACGAACAGUAAAGUUACUGUCCAGCCUAGUCCAUACCUGAGUUACCGACUGCCGAAAGAUUUUGUGGACCUUUCUACAGGAGAAGAUGUUCACAAAUUAAUUGACUUUCUUAAACUGAAAAGAAAUCAGCAAGAUGAUGACUGAGGUAUCAAGAAGCAUUACUCUGCAUUACAUGCAAGAAAUGUCGUAAAAGCUAUAUUUAACAUAACUAUUAAGCUAUUGAUUUAAAGAAACCUGCUUUUUAUAGUCAGUGAAAGAACUGAAGAGAUGUUCAUCUUGUGUGUCUUCUGGCUUAUAUAAAAACGCAGAAAAGAUUUUUCAAGGAAACAUGAAAAGUCAGGGUGAGUUUUCACUGGAUUCCAGGUUAAAUGCAAUUAUACCAUGGUGCAAGCAAGCAACAAUCUGAGUGCAACUGAACAACUGCUUUCCCAUCUCAUAAUGUGAAGAUUGAUGCCACUGAAGUAUGCCAUCGGACUCUACAGUGAUAAAUAUGACAACAUUUAAUGCUUGUGCAGUUAAAACAUUCUCUGAAUCUAGGCACGGCCUUGCUUAAAAUAUAAUAUAGUCACAAGGAAAGAAAGGAAUGUAUGUUUUUUGCUGUAGUAGCCUUUUAAAAUUGUAAAUUGACUUCUGUUUUGGGAGCAAUUCUUAUCCUUCCUUUAUGUAAAAUAAGAAAAGAAAAAAUAAAAGUGGAGAAGGGAUUUUUUUUUUUUCUUUUUUAUGAGGGCUAACACUUCAUUUCAGAGAAGAGCUAUAUCUAUAGUAGACUACUUAAAUUUUGCAUUUCUGGAGUUUGAAAUUAUGAAUGCAUUUCAAGUAAAGUAAUAUUUGCACAGUAGCUAAAGCUAUGAAUUUUGUUAAACUUCACCAAAUUUCAAUUAAUUUUCAUAGUAAAGCUUUCUUGAAACUUACUUUUUAACAUGAUUACAUACUAGAUGUCAUCCGUGGCUUUAAUAUAAAUAGUUAAACAUAACAUCAACCUGUAAUUCUAUAUGUGGACUCAAGCUUGUUUCUUUUGUAUCACAUCUCUGGUUUCGUAAGAAAACUCUUUCAGCUCUUAAAAUUCAGUAUUCAUUUGGUACUUCAUGUUUUUUGUAUAAAAGGAAGCAUGGCUAAAUUUGGGGAAACAGAAGCUCUUGUUACCAAUUGCUGUUGUUUGGGAGGUGGGGGGGAGGACAGUUUCAAAGAACCAACUAACUUUUGGAUAUAGGUGUUUGCAUGGCAUCAGUAAUUUGUUAACAGUGUGCACAAUUCCUAAUGAAACAAAAGGACACUUGGAAGUGCUCAUAGUCCCCUGGAAAUUGGUUUCUAUUUCAAACCAGUUAUGUGAUACUUUAUGUGUGCAUAUAAAGCUGUUCAUGUUUCUUUGCCUUGCUUUUGCUGUCAAAUUGAUAUGGUGCUCGGUUACAAUCUGUUCUUAGAUGUUAAAUUAUUACUUACCAUCUUUAUUUAGCUUCAGUUUUGAAUGAAUACUUACUCUAGUUAAAGGUAAGGCAGAUUAAGAAUCCAAUUCUACCAAAUACAUUGAUGAAACAUCACAGAUUAAAGCUCCUGGAGUCUGAGAGUACAAGAUCUGCCCUACCCUUGAAGCAAUGGAAUCUCCUUCUCAAUAGGUUUUUGUACACAAAUUAGAUGAUCAUUAACUCAGGGCUGGUCUAUACCUAAUCCUGCCAUACUGCAGGACUUUGGAUGAGUUUUUCUCACCCUUAUCAGAGGGAUUUUUUGAGUAUAAAUGUCUCUAAGGUAGGAACUUCAAAAUGUGAAAAAUAAAUAAAGCUUUCCUUUUUUUUUAAAGUUUCUAGCCAUAACUUAAGCUAUUGUGAUGAUCUGACUGCACUUCCUUUACACAGAUAAGGAAUGGAAUGGAAUGGAAUGGAAUGGAAUGGCAUGGCAUUUCCAGCAGGUUCAUAAAUGCUUCUGAACUACAGAGUGUUGUCUUUAAAAAAUACCAUACCAUGAUUUAAAGCUGCAAGAUAGUUUCCUGGAUCUUUUUUAUGGGCUCCACUAAUUAAUUAAGCAUUAUCACAGCUUUCUGUGCUGAAUAUUCACCAGAACAUAUAUGGUGUCAAGACUAGUUUGGUGGGACCAUAUGCACUCUAGAAUGUCCCUUCAGGUGAGUAGGUUGGAGCAGAAACCUUUUAACAGUCCUUUGCUUCUUGACAUUAUUAUUUAUCCUGAAAGUGGCAUCACCAAGUGAACUGACCAUAAUCAGUGCAGAACACUUAGACUUGCUGGCAGCUUUUGUAUGUUUGCAAGAACUACAGUCUUCUGUGCGUGCUCUGUGUUUAUAGUUGAGCUCUUUUAGGGCAAAUCACAGUGGAAUUGGGCACUGGCCCAGCAUCUGGCUCCCUAAACAGCUUUGCUUGUGGCUAGCCUGUGCUGGUCCUCUAGUUAAAGGACCACCAUAAUGACAUGCUGUGUCGCUCCUGUCUCCCACCCAGUGUCCUCUGGCACAGCUUACCCCUCCAUCCCUCAUCAGUUUCAACAGCUGUUUAACACACUUGAAGACUUCUCUUUACAGUCAUAUGCUUGUGAUAAGUGAAUUCAAAACUUGUUUUUCUCCCCUAUGAUUUGCUAACAGAUGACCAGUCUGAAUUAACAGGGUGCUCAGCCAAGCAAUCAAACACUGAUAACUAAGUUCAUUGCAGAGUUGCAGGAACUUAUGCCACUUCCUCUGGGCUUAGUCUUAAUGAAGAACCAUAAAGGGUAGCAGAGCAAAAAUACUAGUCCCAUGUUCAGGUCCUCAUACAGAAAAAGCCCCCACUAUAAAAAUCUGUUCUACAUAAUCAGAUUACCCAAGAUAUCAUAUCCUUAUAAUUUAAAUAUGUACUUUAUAUUUGCUUCAACUUCAGGUAACCAGAUGUUGAAUUUUUGUCUGCUAGAUUAAGGAUUCCUUUUCUAAAAGAAUUUUUAUCCCAUAUGACCUUUUGAUCUGUAAGGAUAAUUAACAAACAUAUUCUUCUUGGGGAGGUAAGGAAGCUAAUAUUGAUACAUUAAAAGUGCUUCCGAUCAGUUUUAAACUGAAUAGUAUAUGACACUGUUUUAAUUCUAUUUCAGGUCAUCAUAAAAUCAGUUUCUGCCCCUAACCAUCAUACAGAAAUUUGAAAAUACAGAAUUCUAAUUGUUAGAUCCUUGUUCAUGUGAUUCAAUGAUACGAUCACCAUUUGCUGAGUAAGUGCUAACUAUAUACUAUAUAUUCUUAGUUAUAUGCUUAAAACAUUAUCUAAAGGUACUUGUAAUCUCACCUAGAUGACAAACAUGAGAAGGGAGGUAGCAUGCAGUUGUUUUAUACAGAUCAUAUGCUUGUCAAACUCUUGAGGAGUCUGGCUGUAUCCAAUGGCUCAAGGGUAGUGAAGCUCACUUCUUAGACUGCAGCUCUGCCAGGAGGGCCAAAGAAAAGUCUUUGUUUCACAGCCGAUGCUUGUGAUAUUAAAUCUCCCAGACGGAUAGUGGGGACGAGGACUCCAGUAACCCCAUAAGCAGUAGUUGUUAACAUGUACUGGCUUAGUUCAGGAUUUGGAAUAAUGCUCCUGUACUUCUGGGCUGUGGACUGUCCAUUCUGUUUGUAUUCCUUUGACUUUUCUUUUUCCAGUGUUGUCCACAUCUUUCCUGACCCACUGAUCUAAUAUUUUUGUGAAUAUUAAGAUUAGAAUAAGCAACAGCAUGGAUAAUGCUGAUCUGCAUUUUUAAAACCUCUCUCUGUCCACUUUUUCUUCCUCCUUAGAAAGUGAUUGUUUUGAGUGGUGUUUUGUAAUAUCUGAAAAAAAAAAAAACCACACAACAAAACAAACAAACAAACAACAACAACAACAAAAAACAAACAAACAAACAAACAAACAAACUAAAAGUAGGGGAAUAAUAGCCAGCUCCAAGUCUUGGCAAAAUUAAUACCACUUGUUGGAUUCUGGUCACAGUGUAUGGCUUGUAAAAAUCCCAACUGAAUAGCAAUUUCAUGUAUCUCAUUCUUACACGCUUACCUGUUGCUGAUGUCCGGGAUGUAGUGCUGCCCAGAAAAGAGUACACAGUGAGAUGAGGUUCAGAUGCCCAAUUAAGCAACAUUAGACUAAACCUUCAAGGUUUCAGGCUUCCAAGAGAGCGUUGCCAGAUGAAAGGAUUUCAAAAUAGAUCAGUGGUAGUGUGGAGGUGGGUAAUAGCAUGGCACAAACCUGCAUAAAAGUAAUUCUGGUACCUUUGUGCACAACUAAGUUAAUUGAGCUUUCACAAAUUGUCCCAAAUCUGAAGUGUUGAACAGCUGGAGAAGACCGUGGGAUAUGUCAGUGAGUAUAAAUAGGCAAAUCAGCUUGGCAACUAGUAAAUAAUUUCAACCUUAGAGGCCAAGAGUAUACAGUUCAGGUUGUGCUUGGAUACCACUUCAAGAAAUAAUACUGAACUAAGACACAUACCUUUGGCUAAAAGAAGAUGGGCCUUCAAGUGUACAACAGAAACAGACUGUAGUGGUUUUGAUUCAUGGUGGAUACUUGGUAAUGCUGAUAUUUAGAGGCUUAAUAAAUCUGUCUUAACAAAAGUUUGCCUGGAUGUUGAGUUAAGUGUCUUUAUUUUUGUUUGAAUUUGAUGAUGCCUGUAAAGAGAAAGUCUCCAGCUUGUGGUCAUCCUGAAAUUGUAUAGAUUAUAUGGGUAUUUUGUGCAGACCUGAAGCUUUCUGAAAUGUACAGAGACCUUAAGGAGUAAUGUGUCAUUAUAGAUUUUUAUACUAAUAAAAACAUUGGCACUGCA